AUGGAGUUUUUUGACUUCGAAGGUGCCUCGUCCACCUACGAAUCCUACCCUCCCAGCGAUGGUGUCGCUUCUCUCGGCCAGGAAUUUGAUGAAGAUGAGGAGCGAGAGGUCAACUUUGAGUCGCUUCCUACGGACCAGCCGCUGGCCUCGGUGGACGGUACCAUUGCGCCGGAGUCGGCCGAGCGACAUGGGGGUGACUCUAUCGGCCCCGAUCAGGACACCGGAGUCUACCCCAUGUUCCGCGCCCAAGAACCCUGCGACUUUUGCCGGCGAAAAGGCUUGGAUUGUUUCGUCGCCAAACGUGGGAUGAUGCAGAAUGAAUGUACCUGCUGUAUUUCACUCCACCGUGGAUGUAGUUUCCUCCACGAUAGGCUUCCCAAGAGCCUUUUUCAUCCUCUGCGUCCUGUCUCAGAGCACGCUUUCAUUUCUACGGACAAUCCAGCGGGUGAACCCAAGGCUAAAGCUACGUCAUAUGGGACAGUUGAAGACGGGCCCGAUGCUUCGUCUCGAACAAAGAGCGUGCGAUUCUCUCGAAAAGCCAUCACCAUUCUGAAGAGCUGGCUUCGUGAUCACAAUCGAAAUCCCUAUCCCACCGAGGACGAGAAAGACGAGUUACAGCUGGCGACUGGCCUCAGUCGAACUCAAAUCUCAAAUUGGCUUGCAAACGCUCGACGACGCGGCAAAGCUCGCUCUGCUCCCGGCACAUAUCUGUCGGCAUCAAGAGCGGUCGAAAUCCCAGGCCAGGGGCGCCACUCGCAAGACCCGACUCUUAUGACCCCCCUCGAACGUUGGAAAUACUCGCCUCCUGAGAACGAACCAGCUGCCAUCAGUGAUAUCAAUCGUGCCUUGGCCAAUCCCCCUUUCGAUUCCUCACGACAGCGUUGGCCUCACACUGGUCACGUGCGACCCCGUCGUCCGGGGUCUAGUACCAAUGAGUCAAGUCACGCAAGCUCAGAGCAUAAAAGAUAUACCGCCUCGGCCAGUAGUUUGGAUACCAGCCGAUCAUCGUUCUCUGACAAAUCUUUCGUCUCUGCACUCUCUCAUCGAUCCUCGCUGUCAUUCGGAUCAAUGGAUCGUAAAGAACGUCGUCGUCGCCGCAAACCCUCUCUGCCAGCAAAUAUCUUUAAUCAACAAAAGGUCAAAGCUGCUCGUCCUUUCAAAUGCACUUUCUGCACCGACUCCUUCGCUGCCAAGUAUGACUGGCAACGUCAUGAAAAGUCUAUGCACUUGAUUUUGGAUAAGUGGACCUGUUCCCCACACGGAGGGGUGACUGAAAAGGAUGGAGUCCUUCGUUGCGUCUUUUGCUCAGCAGCGCAUCCGGACAGAGACCAUCUUGAAACACACAAUUACAUGAGCUGCCAGGAGAAAUCACUACAAGAACGCACGUUUUACAGGAAAGACCAUCUCAACCAACAUCUUCGUCUGAUGCACAACGCUAAAUUCCAGCCCUGCAUGGAAAGGUGGCAAAGCAGCAUUUCUGAUGUUAGGUCCCGAUGCGGCUUUUGCAGUGCUGUGAUGCAAACCUGGAAAGACCGUGUGGACCAUCUCGCUGGCCAUUUCAAGAAUGGCGCCACGAUGGAUCAAUGGCAAGGAGACUGGGGAUUCGAACCCUCCAUACAAGAAAGGGUCGAAAAUGCCGUCCCUCCAUACCUCAUCGACUUUGAAUGGAGAUCCCCAGACCCUUGGAGUCUGACCCAGGCACAGAUGGAAGGGACUUCAGCGCAACCGACGUCGGAAGCUGUCACCCCCAAUUGCUACAUGCACAUAUCACGUGAGCUCACCACCUAUGUUCGUGACCAACUGGCCCAAGGGAUUAUCCCCACCGACGAGAAGCUGCAGACUGAAGCACGUCGCGUGGUGUAUGGGGAUGACGACGACGGCUGGAAUCAGACUUGUGCAGAUAACCCCGUGUGGCUGGCGCAAUUGAAACGAGACACCGGUCUCGAUCCUCCAAUCCCGGACCACAACACAUCAGUGUCUCGUCACGGCAUAGAUGCGCCCUUUUUUGCACAUAUGAACUCCUUGCCACCUGAUUCUGCCACCAACAUGAUGACGCUGGACGUCAGCGCUGAAUCUGCUCCUGGUCCGUCCGUCUCAGAUCCCAGUCUGCACAAUCCCGAUUAUAUUCCUCUCGGCUUCUCCCACGCCCUGCCUGCUUUGCAGGGGAGCCUCGUUGGCGAUUACGGGGGAAGCACCGGGGUCUUGUCACCUGGCAUGCCGGCAUUCGUAUCUAAUUGGGGCGAGACGGUCCCGACACAGCCUCACUUCACCUCCCCGAUUGGAGGUGAACCGCUGCCUGAUACGCUGACGCAGAUGCGGUUUGAUCAUGAUCUCUUUCAACAACUCCAUGAUGGCUAUGGCGGGCUCCCGUCGCCAAGCUCGAGAACCCGACCAUCGGGUGCAUCAAUUGAUGCUCAAGAAAUAGGGAAACGACCAUGGCAGAACGUAUUCACCCAGAACCCGCCACUUGUGGGUAAUUUGGCUCCUCAUCCUGUUGCAGCUCGUUAUUCACACGAGGACUACUUUCCCCCACCCCAGAAUGGCCAGCCCGGCCCUCAAAGGUCUCGAGACGACCCAGCCGGGUUCUAG
Molecule: messenger RNA, 2589 nt
Organism: Penicillium oxalicum
Lineage: Eukaryota; Fungi; Ascomycota; Eurotiomycetes; Eurotiales; Aspergillaceae
Product: putative homeobox and C2H2 transcription factor
Exons: 1
Coding region: 1-2589 (862 amino acids)
Biological process (GO): regulation of DNA-templated transcription
Molecular function (GO): DNA binding
Source: RefSeq, a predicted model, not a curated record